AAUGCACGGAGAACACCCAGCAGAGGAAGGACGACAACGACGACCGGUUCCUCGCCCUGAGACCACCGGAGAAAAAACCGGACCGAAGAACCUAGAGGAAGACGCGGCCGGUUUGCACGAUCGGUGCUGGUGUUUCAGAGCCUUCCGAUAUGAAGAGGCCAAAGGACCCCGACAGCUUUGCAGCCGGCUCCACCAGCUCUGCGCUCGGUGGCUGAAACCAGAAAGGAUCACCAAAGCUAAGAUGCUGGACCUGGUGAUCCUGGAGCAGUUCCUGGCCAUCCUGCCCCUGGAGAUGAAGAGCUGGGUCCAGGAGUGUGAACCAGACACCAGUUCCCAGGCGGUGGCCUUGGCGGAGGGCUUCCUCCUGAACCAAGGAGAGGAAACAAAGCAGGCGAAAUUGCAGGGAUCCUUUGUGGGAGGGGCCUCUGAAAGUCUCAGGGCAAGAGGACAUCCAUCUCAGGAGCUAAUCUUCAACAGAAUUUCCUCAAAGGAUCCAGGUCGGAACUUCUUAACAGGAAGGAAAACAGCAUCACCUGUGUUUGCAGAAUCAGCUCCUUCCCAUAAAGCAAAAACAGCAUCUAUGCCUGUGGGUCUGACUCGUGUGUCUUUCCGAGACGUUGCUGUCUUUUUCACCAAAGAAGAGUGGGCCUUACUGGACCCCCAUCAAAAAGCUUUGCAUGGUGCGAUCAUGCUGGAGAAUUCAAGAACUGUGGCUUCUCUAGAUGAUGGGCCAGAGAAUAAGAAUAACGAGAAGGCAAGGACGCUUCCAAUGCAAACAGUUAAGAAUGAAGGACCAGACAUGUUUCAAAAUAUGUGGAGACCAGAACAAGGUGAGGACAACCAGCCAAGCGAUCGGGGUGAGCCGUUCUCAACGACUUUAAGUAUGGGAAUACAGGAUUUCCAGACCCAAGACAAUCAGAAGGGAGAGAAUUCAGGGUAUGGAGAACAAUUCAAAGAUAAACCCGAUAGAAACAAAGAUCGCCGGAUCCACACAAAAGCGAAAGCUUGUGAACGCAGAGACCGUGUAAAGAAUUACUACGGGAACUUCCCUCUGACAUUAUAUCAGAGCGUCUCCACCAAAAACAAACCGUAUCAAUGCACGGAGUGUGGAAAAACCUUCAGCCACUCCAGUUCCCUCACUUCCCAUAAAAGGAUCCACACGGGGGAGAAGCCGUACAAAUGCACCGAGUGCGGAAAAGGCUUCCGACGCAAUACCGACCUUACAUCUCACAAAAGGGUCCACACGGGCGAGAAACCCUUCAAAUGUACGGAGUGCGGAAAGAGUUUUACAAUGAGCAGCAACCUGACGUUGCAUAAAAGGAUCCACACGGGGGAGAAACCCUUUAAAUGCAUGGAGUGUGGAAAGAGCUUCAUCCAAAGGGGUCACCUCACUUGCCACAUGAGAAUCCACACCGGGGAGAAGCCGUACAUGUGCAUGGAGUGUGGAAAAACUUUCAGGUGGAGCAGUCACCUGCCUAACCACAUGAGGAUCCACACAGGGGAGAAACCGUACAGUUGCACGGACUGUGGAAGGCGCUUCAGAGACCGCAGUGCCUUUCAGGUCCAUCGAAGGAUCCACACGGGGGAAAAAUCGUUAAAGUGCACGGAAUGCGGGAAGACUUUCAGGGGCAGCACGGAUCUCACGAUCCACAAAAGGAUCCACACGGGGGAGAAACCCUACAAAUGUCUGGAGUGUGGGAAGAGCUUCAUUAGAAGCAGUCACCUGUCCUCCCAUAAAAACAUCCACCCAGGAGAGAAGCCGUUUAAAUGCCUGGAGUGCGGAAAGAGCUUUACUCAAAGCUGUUACCUCAACUACCAUAAAAGGAUCCACACGGGAGAAAAACCUUACAAAUGUCUGGAGUGUGGAAAGAGCUUCAGCAGGAGCAGUCAUCUUUCUUACCAUAGAAACAUCCACCACGGGGAGAAACCCCACAAAUGUAUGGAAUGUGGGAAAAACUUUACUCAGAGCUGUUACCGUCAGUCGCAUAAAAGUAUCGAUAUUAAGGAAAACCCAUAAAAAUCGGUAUCAAGGAAAACCCAUAAAAAUGCUAGCAGUGUUCUUGUUUUUACAUUUUUUUGUAAGCUGUCUUGAGUGGGUAUAGAAAUAGAAAGGCAUGGUAUAAAUGUAAUCAUCAAUAAAAACAAUUGCUGCCUGAAAUGAGUUAAUCUUUAUUUCUUCAGGGAUCUAUCCUGCAUGAGGCAAUCUACAUUAUAAUUGGUGGUUGGGUGUCAAGGGGGAAUUUCCCUUUUUCCCCCGCCUUUUUUUUCUGCGUGCUCCAUUUGCUGUUCUGUGAUUUACCUCAUGAUGUAGUGAUAUGCCUGAAUAUGUUAGUUACUGAAAUAUAGAGGUGAUGUCGUGUCCCACUCCUCCUCUGACGGCCGGGUCUGGAAAAU
Ahaetulla prasina is the source of this 2394-nucleotide messenger RNA. Its product is annotated as zinc finger protein 737-like. Bases 2 to 2017 code for a protein of 671 amino acids. The record is from RefSeq and is a predicted model, not a curated record. Lineage: Eukaryota; Metazoa; Chordata; Lepidosauria; Squamata; Colubridae. Gene Ontology annotation, molecular function: RNA polymerase II cis-regulatory region sequence-specific DNA binding; DNA-binding transcription factor activity, RNA polymerase II-specific. The transcript is spliced from 5 exons. Gene Ontology annotation, biological process: regulation of transcription by RNA polymerase II.